GGUUAGGUUUCAGGGAAUUUCGGUAAAAUGAUUUUAUUUACUUAAAAAUGUUUUUUUGAUUCGAGUUACAAUGUUAAAUACAAUGUUUGCCUAAAAAAUUUACUUAAACGUCUUGUCUGAAAACAAAUCGCAAUUUAUUUUACGAUUUAUCGUUAUGGCUUUAAAAAGGUCUCCAGGAGAGCUGCCGAAAGAUGCAGUUGUUAUAACGGAAGAGGAGGCAAAAAAUUAUGUAUGGGAGGUCAUAAGAAAUUGGGAGUCUCCAUCGGAUAUAUGGGCUUUAAGGCAUGGAGCCACAAUUUUAGGUGCAAUCAAUUCAGUGGCUGGUGUCCUUAUAAACAGACAUUAUAGGUGGAGAUUUAGAUUGGGAUCGUAUGGAUACAUGUCGUCUACAAUCCCUAUAGUUGUUAUGCCUGGAAUUCUGACUACUCUUCUUCAUAGACAUCUUAUCUCCAGUAAAAUAGUAGUGAAUGAUCAGACAUGUCCCGUCUGCUUUGAGGUCAGAUCCAUGGCUAUACAAGCGGGAUUUGGAACAUUCUAUCCGUUGGUUCUGGGUGCAACUUCAGCAUUAAUGCUUGCCAACCGAUAUUCAACAUUCAGAGUUCCAAUGUUACAUGAGGGUCCUAAGACAAUGUUUAAGUUCUUAAAACAUCACACAGUGAGGCUGUAUCCAACUCUCACUUGUAUGCUUGUAGCUCAGUUGGUUGCUUCUGCAGCAAUUACAUAUUUCCAAUUUGAAAACACCCUAACUUUACGAAAGAAAUUAUAUGAACUUGAACUGCAACUGGAAAAUGAGCGAGUGAAUCAGGUCUAUUCUUAAAAGUUGUUAUGAGUUGUAGGUGCCUAUUUAAUGUAGAUUUAAUAAAUAUUGUUGAAUUAAA
Molecule: messenger RNA, 878 nt
Organism: Aricia agestis (brown argus)
Lineage: Eukaryota; Metazoa; Arthropoda; Insecta; Lepidoptera; Lycaenidae
Exons: 4
Coding region: 155-817 (220 amino acids)
Biological process (GO): mitochondrial respiratory chain complex I assembly
Cellular component (GO): mitochondrion
Source: RefSeq, a predicted model, not a curated record